Molecule: messenger RNA, 2277 nt
Organism: Orycteropus afer afer
Lineage: Eukaryota; Metazoa; Chordata; Mammalia; Tubulidentata; Orycteropodidae
Source: RefSeq, a predicted model, not a curated record
AUGGCGGGCUUGACCCUGUUUGUGGGCCGCCUCCCGCCCUCUGCCCGCAGUGAGCAGCUGGAGGAGCUGUUCAGUCAGGUGGGGCCAGUGAAGCAGUGCUUCGUGGUGACUGAGAAAGGGAGUAAGGCAUGCCGAGGCUUUGGCUAUGUCACUUUUUCGAUGCUGGAGGAUGUUCAGAGAGCCCUCAAGGAGAUUACCACCUUCCAAGGCUGCAAGAUCAACGUGACCGUCGCCAAGAGAAAACUGAAGAACAAGUCCAAGGAAAGGGGGAAAGAUGAGUCCCCAGAGAAGGCACUGAAGCCUAAGAAAGCCAAAACAGCAGACAAGAAAGCCCGAUUAAUUAUCCGGAACCUGAGCUUUAAGUGUUCAGAAGAUGACAUGAAGAAAGCCUUCGCUCAGUUUGGAGCUGUGCUAGAAGUGAACAUUCCUAGGAAACCAGAUGGAAAGAUGCGUGGCUUUGCUUUUGUUCAGUUCAAGAACCUCCUAGAAGCAGGAAAAGCUCUCAAAGGCAUGAACAUGAAAGAGAUAAAAGGGCGGACAGUGGCUGUGGAUUGGGCUGUGGCGAAAGAUAAGUACAAAGAUACUCAGCCUGUGUCUGCCUCAGUUAAGGCGAAGAGCCCUGAACCUAAACAGCAGGGAUCAGGUAAAGAGAAGGGGAAGGAGGAAGAGGAUGAUGAUCAUGAAGACGAAGAUGAUGGUGAGGAGGAGGAGGAGGAGGAAGAGGAUGAAGAUGAAGAAGAUGAGGAGGAAGAAGAGGAAGGAAAAUCGAAAGUGACGAAGCUUGUGCAGAUUCAGAAAGCUGACAAGAGGGCAGUAGCUGCAGAGAGCAGUGAAGAGGAUCAGUCCGACGAGGACAGCGACCUGGAGCAGAGAGACGGUGCUGCUGACGGAGAGGAGCUGUCUCACAGUGAUGUGGAUGCCGAGGAGCCGGGGGAUGAAGAUGGACAAAUCUCAAAGAGAAAGAAGAGGCGGAAAUUGCCCUCUGAUGUGAAUGAAGGGAAAACUGUCUUUAUCAGAAACCUGUCCUUUGACUCAGAGGAAGAAGAUCUAGGGGAGCUGCUCCAGCAGUUCGGGGAUCUCAAAUACGUGCGCAUUGUCCUGCAUCCAGACACAGAGCAUUCUAAAGGAUGUGCAUUUGCCCAGUUCCUGACUCAGGAAGCAGCUCAAAAAUGCCUUGCAGCUGCUUCUCCAGAGACUGAGGGUGGUGGGCUUAAACUGGAUGGCCGUCAGCUCAGGGUCGACUUGGCAGUGACCCGUGAUGAGGCCGCGAAGCUUCAGACGAAGAAGGUGAAGAAGCCAACGGGGACCCGCAACCUCUAUCUGGCCAGAGAAGGCUUGAUUCGUGCCGGGUCGAAGGCUGCAGAGGGUGUGAGCGCUGCUGAUAUGGCCAAAAGAGAGCGGUUUGAGCUCCUGAAGCAUCAGAAACUCAAGGACCAGAAUAUCUUUGUCUCUCAGACGAGGCUCUGCCUGCACAAUCUGCCAAAAGCCGUGGAUGACCAGCAGCUCAGGAAGCUGCUGCUGAGUGCCAUGGGAGGGCAGAAGGGGGUGCGCAUCAAGGAGUGUAGGGUAAUGCGAGACCUGAAGGGUACUCACGGGAACGUGAAGGGCCAGUCCCUGGGCUAUGCCUUUGCAGAGUUCCAGGCACACGAGCAUGCCCUGGCAGCCCUGCGGCACAUCAACAACAAUCCUGACAUCUUUGGGCCCCAGAAGAGACCAAUAGUAGAAUUCUCUCUGGAAGAUCGAAGGAAGCUGAAAACGAAGGAGCUAAGGAUCCAGCGUAGCCUGCAAAAAAUGAGAUCUAAGUCUGCAUCCGGUGAGCCCCCAGGGGAGCGACCCAAGCCUGGAAAAGACCAGCAACAGAAGGCAGCUCGAAAUGGCACCCAGGGCCGGAGCCAGGCCUCUCCAGAGCCGAAGGGGAAGGCGGCCUUGACCUCAUGGGCAGGGUUCCAGACCAGGGCAGAGGUGGAGCAGGUGGAGCUGCCUGAUGGGAAGAAGAGAAGGAAGGUCCUGGUGCUGCCCUCACACCGUGGCCCCAAGAUCAGGUUGCGGGACAGAGGCAAAGUGAAGCCGCUCCCUCCCAGUAAGCCAAAGUCCCAGAUAAAGCAGAGGAAGCAAGAGAAACAAAAGUUACCUUCCACACAGGUGAGUUCUAAAAAAGCUAAGGGGAAUAAGACAGAAAUCCACUUCAACCAGCUGGUCGAACAGUAUAAGCAGAAACUGUUGGGACCUUCCAGAGGGGCUCCUCUUGCAAAGAGGAGCAAAUGGUUUGAUAGUUGA